AUGAUAGAAGAUAUGCAUGAGGGCAAACAGCUUAGGGGAUUUUCGAAGGAAGAGGCAGCAAGGAUAUCGAAGUUGUUGAAGAAGAAGCUUGGGCCCGAAUUCAUAAGUUACCGCCCUGGAUUCAACUCAGCAAAGGUUGCAUACAUUGAGGGAUGGACAGCAAUCAGUCUUGCAAACAGGAUAUUUGGAUUUAAUGGAUGGUCUUCUGAAAUACGAAGUAUCUCUGUGGAUUGCGAGACUUUAGAGGACACAAGAGUGUCUCUUGGUGUUUCAUGUGUGGUGAGGAUCACGCUGAAAGAUGGUUCAUAUAGGGAAGAUGUGGGGUUUGGAAGCUCUGAAGGGCAAAGAAGUAAGGUGGUUGCUUAUGAAAAGGCAAAGAAAGAAGCAGCAACAGAUGCAUUGAAGAGGGCAAUGAGACAGUUUGGCAAUUCGCUGGGAAACUGUUGCUAUGACAAAGCAUACAUCAAGGAAGUGCAGCGCAUAAACAAGAUCAAUGAAAAGGCAUUGGAUUCAAACGAUUUAUUCAGAAACAGUAUACAAGCAGCAUCCCAAGAGCGCGAUAAUGCGAAAGAGGACUCACUUGACAUAGACUAUGAUCUAAGCGAGCACUUGUGA
Ordospora colligata OC4 is the source of this 615-nucleotide messenger RNA. Its product is annotated as Rad52 recombination DNA repair protein. The record is from RefSeq and is a predicted model, not a curated record. NCBI's taxonomy places the organism in Eukaryota, Fungi, Microsporidia, Ordosporidae. Gene Ontology annotation, cellular component: nucleus. Bases 1 to 615 code for a protein of 204 amino acids. Gene Ontology annotation, biological process: double-strand break repair via single-strand annealing; double-strand break repair via homologous recombination; mitotic recombination. The transcript has a single exon.